AGCAUUGGUCAUAAUGAUUCCUCUAAGACUUUCCUUGGCAGUAAUAUGUGCAUUAAGUACUUGGAAUAUAGUACAGGCUACAAGCUGUGGGGAACGUCAGCAUAAGGUAGAUGAGCGAUGCUGUAAUAAGUGUCCUCCAGGUUCAUAUAUGAAGGACAUUUGCACAGAGACACAGCAAACUGUCUGUCGCCCCUGUAAGGAAGGUUUCUACUCACACCAAUAUAACAUGUUCGACAGAUGUGAGGAAUGCCGUUCAUGCCAACAUGAUUAUGCUGAGAAGUGCAAUACCACCACAAAUGCAAACUGUUCGUGCCGCUCUGGUUUCCUGUGCUCCAACAAUGUCUGUUCCGAGUGUCAGGAAAACAAAUGCGUCACAGGGGAAAAACCGAAGAGAACAGAGAUUUCCUUGGAUGCCAAGUUGAUAAAGUAUACGUAUGAGUGUGAGCCUUGUCCUGAGAAGAGAUAUGUUGAUUCAAAAGAGGAUCUUUGCAAGCUGACCAGUGAACAAAGACCAGAGACACACAGAGAUGGUGUAGACUACGUUCAUGUGAUCCUUGGCAUCGGCUUUGUUCUGGUUUCUCUCACCCUCCUUGUGUUCCUCUGUUAUGCCUGUGUGAAGAACGUAAAGAAGCAGAGAACAUAUAACUAUUCUAUAGAAGUCUUAGCGUUCUCCACCAACACGAGUGACUUCCGCCUGUCGAAGGAGGAGAGUGGGAGCGAGCUCAUCAUGCAGGAUGAAUCCAAGAACAGCAACAGUAUUGGCCCCCUGUGUCUGGAAGAAGUCGGGACUUCACUUUAUUCUUUCCGUUGACUAAAAUAAUUUUGAUGUAAUGUUACAAAUCAUCGUUUUUGCUAUUAGCAUACAUAUAAACCUGUUCAAUGAAGGGUCAAUGAAGCACAAUUCUGAACGAUAAGUUCGUGCUUCCAUAUACAGCCGCAGGAAAGUGAAAUACCAGGAUUUGUCUGACUAACAUGUGAAGGUAUUAUAACAAAUGGGUCCAACAUUCAACCUUUUGGGGAGGGAAUUAUUAUUUUUUUGCCUGGAUUUAGUUAAAAAAGCCUACCAAACCAAAAGGUUUAUGGUCAUACUAAUGGUAAUUUCUAAACAUUGUAUAACUACUAAAUAAGAAAGUAUUAUACAGGGUGUACUAAACAGUACAUCCUGUUAUAUUACCAGCUAAAUCUAUAGUUUGAAUAAACUGUUAAAUCCAAACUCAUUAUAUUAUAUUACAACCACAACAAAAACAAACAGACAUGUUUGUAUAACACUAUAUACACCAAAGCACACAGCAUCUUGGAGACCUGUAGUUUGUGGUCCCAUAUUAUGAAUCCUGGCAGACUGUAAAUGUUACUUAUGUGUACUAUAGGCCUAUUAUGUAUUUUUUUUCCCCUUGUGAUUUUGUUUGUUAUGUUAUGUAUGCAUAUGUUCAUGCUUGGACAUCAGCAUAGUUUGCAUUUAUUGUGUAUUUACAUCUCUUGACUUGUUCUGUUAUUUCAAAAAUAAAGAAUAAAGUGAAAA
Molecule: messenger RNA, 1519 nt
Organism: Eleginops maclovinus (Patagonian blennie)
Lineage: Eukaryota; Metazoa; Chordata; Actinopteri; Perciformes; Eleginopidae
Product: tumor necrosis factor receptor superfamily member 5-like
Exons: 6
Coding region: 14-811 (265 amino acids)
Cellular component (GO): plasma membrane
Molecular function (GO): protein binding
Source: RefSeq, a predicted model, not a curated record